Messenger RNA from Musa acuminata AAA Group (dessert banana), 1299 nucleotides. RefSeq names its product gamma-glutamylcyclotransferase 2-2. Gene Ontology annotation, biological process: glutathione catabolic process. The record is from RefSeq and is a predicted model, not a curated record. Lineage: Eukaryota; Viridiplantae; Streptophyta; Magnoliopsida; Zingiberales; Musaceae. The coding region runs from base 442 to 1098 and encodes 218 amino acids. Gene Ontology annotation, cellular component: cytoplasm. Gene Ontology annotation, molecular function: glutathione specific gamma-glutamylcyclotransferase activity; gamma-glutamylcyclotransferase activity. The transcript has 9 exons.
ACCUCGCUCUCUUCUUCCUCAUCCUCCUAUCCAAGCCCAACCAAACCCACGAGAGAGGAGAGGAGAGAAAUAGAGAGAGGAAAGAGCGAAGAGGGAGAGAUCUAGGGUUUUCAUCUCGGUGAAACCCUGUUCUCUCCGACCCUAAGCAUCCUCUCUCUCCAUCUCCAUCUCCAUCUCCAUUGCCGCGGCGAUCUCCCAAAUUCUCCCCUUUCCACGGUGAUACUCCAAGAUCUCUGAGGCUCGCGGCGUCAUGGUAAUAACAAUGGUGAGAGGGUGAACCUUGUUGCCACUGUGAGAUCCCUCCUUUCCAACUGGUUGACCAAGAAUCGAGUGACAAACAAAGCUCCUCUGCUUGCAAGGUAAGGCGGGAUACGGCGAUCCUCCCCAAACCCGUGUUGGUGGAAGGCACGUGCAUUGAGCUAGCUCUUUAGAUAAAUAAAAAUGGUUCUGUGGGUUUUCGCAUAUGGAUCAUUGGUCUGGAACCCUGGAUUUGACUUUGAUGAGAGAAUAGUUGGGUUCAUCAAGGACUAUGAGCGUGUCUUUAAUCUUGCAUGCAUAGACCACAGAGGUACACCAGCUAAUCCUGCCAGAACUUGCACAUUGGAGGCAAAGAAAGGAGCAGUCUGUUGGGGUUCUGCAUAUUGUGUUAAAGGAGACAGAGAGAAGGAAAAGGCAGCAAUUCAGUAUUUGGAGAGAAGAGAAUGUGAAUAUGACAUGAAGGCAUCUGUAGACUUUUACAAGGAGGAUGAUCCAAUAAAGCCAGCUGUGACAGGCGUUCUUGUUUUCGUGUCCACCCCUGACAAAGAAGCCAACAGGUACUACCUAGGUCCAGCUCCACUGGAGGAAAUGGCAAGGCAAAUUGCUACUGCAAGUGGUCCUUGUGGGAACAACAGAGACUACCUGUUUUUGCUAGAAAAAGCACUGUAUGACAUUGGUCACGAAGAUGGUAGGGUGAUUGAGCUGGCAAACGAGGUCAGGAAGGUGCUUGCCAGGCUGAAAGAGAAAAAGAUUGCAGCCUCCCAUGCCUCGAUCAAGUCUCAUCGACCCCGUAUGCAGCUCUCCCCACUCCCGGAAACCACUGUGGUGAAUUCAAGAUGAAAACGAGCAGUCUUGUCUAAUUAACGAAGCGAAGGAACAUUAUCUCAAAGCAUGCACGAGCUUGUCCCUCUUAUUUGGUACCAACUCUAUCUGCUUCAAUUAUCUGUUAAAAACCUUUUGAAUGAUCAGCUCCUUCAGACCUGACUUAAAUUACUUUAUUUAUUCUGGGAUCUAUGCAUUUGCUCGUGCCACCUUCGUCAA